UUCGGUAUUCUAGAUUUGCCUUCACUGCCUGCAGAGUCGAUGACAGCUUCACUUAUGAAAAGCAUCUAUUCACGAGAUCUCUAUGCAAAACUGGGUGUGGCUGGCUGUGUUAUGAGGAAAUCUGGGAGGAUCAACAACUCCAUCUUGAAUUGUUCACAGUAUGUCUGACUGCUGAGUCCGAGAUGCGUUGAACGGGCAGAGACAAGAGAAAUAUGAUGGAAAUAAUAGCUGCUGUCGGCGGCUUCAUCACCGAUGUGAUGAACUUUUUCACCGACAAGUUUCUGACUCCACCGCUGAAGGCAACACUCAAACAUCUGGAGGAGGCUGAACUGAAAACUUUGAAAGGAGAAACACGGACCCUGAAGGCGAGGUCUCUGUGGGAGAGGUCCGGAGCUGUCAUCAUGGCAGUGCGGAGACCUGGAUGAUUUAUGUGCAGAGAGGAGGCUGCAGAGCUGUCCUCUCUGAAGCCCCAGCUGGAGGAGCUGGGGGUCCCUCUGUACGCUGUGGUGAAGGAGGACCUCGGCACCGAGGUCCAGAACUUCAUACCGUACUUCAAGGGGGAGAUCUUCUUGGAUGAAAAGAGGCGUUUUUAUGGGCCCCGUGAGCGGAAGAUGGGUCUGCUGGGUUUGCUGCGUGUCGGGGUUUGGAUGAACAGCCUGCGGGCCUUUAGUAGGGGCUUCUUGGGAAACGUUUCGGGAGAGGGCUUUGUCCUCGGCGGGGUUUUCGUCAUUGGACGAGGACAGCAGGGAAUUCUUCUGGAGCACAGAGAGAUUGAACUUGGAGAUAAAGUCAACACUGAGGAAGUCAUCCAAGCUGUCAGGAGAAUAUCACAAGAACUUUUUCCUUUAGAGAGAAAAUAAUGCUUUGAAUUACCCCUGAAGGAUAAGAAUCUCAUAUCAGUAAAACACAGAGAACAUUUAGAAGCAUAUAAAUGAUAUCCAGCUGCACGAAUGAUCAUUAGAUUUGUGGGUUUGUUGGUUUACUGGUUUCUGGGGGGAUAACCAAGAUGCAUUUUAGGGUUUGACUGUGUAGUGAGAGUCUCUGAGUGUGUUAAUGAUGGUCUGUCUUUAAACUCAAGGAGAGGAAGCAGAUCUGAUACCAAACACUCAGUUUCCUGUGUUACUCUGGCAUACUGUUAUGUUAUCUUGGGAGCCAAGAAACCUGAGACCAAUAAAACAUGGCUUAACAUGC
Messenger RNA from Anoplopoma fimbria (sablefish), 1191 nucleotides. Its product is annotated as peroxiredoxin-like 2A. The record is from RefSeq and is a predicted model, not a curated record. NCBI's taxonomy places the organism in Eukaryota, Metazoa, Chordata, Actinopteri, Perciformes, Anoplopomatidae. The transcript has 5 exons.